Molecule: messenger RNA, 969 nt
Organism: Parasteatoda tepidariorum (common house spider)
Lineage: Eukaryota; Metazoa; Arthropoda; Arachnida; Araneae; Theridiidae
Source: RefSeq, a predicted model, not a curated record
UUUUAUUUUAAAGGAAAUGCUAUUAUUAAACUAAAAAACUGUUCCGUCUCAUCUAUAAAAAAAUUUCAUCCGAUCAUCCUCUUCCUAACGUCGCCGCCAUUUUUAUUUACAUUUGUAUAUGUCAUCACAUAAAAUUGAAACGUCAUAAAAAACAAACGAUCUGAUUGGUUUACGUAAGAAAUUGCCUGAACGGUUGCAGAUAUUUCGUGCAACCGUGAUUUCUAUAUCACACGAGGAUUUUUCGAGCAAUUUUUGGAGAAAUUACACUUACAGUUGCACUUAUUUUCUCUCGUGUGAUAUAGCAAUAAGUACAUCUUUCCUGGUGUGCACUUAUAACAAGCUGUAUGCCCUAUGACAAUUUCGCCAAACUAAAAAAAAAAAAAACAUUUUCUUUUUAGACCUGAACAUUUAUAUCCGAGGUUAUACAAGCCUGGAACACCCUGCACUGAAUGUCCAGUCAACUCAUGCUGUGAUACUGAUCCAACCGAACCGGGAACAUAUGCUGGACUCUGCCGCUUAUAUUUUGCUCCAGCUAUAUAUCUUCCGAUGGCUCCAUUAAGAUUCUACUGCUCUUUCAUUGAUGAGGAUCCGAAUUGCAAUUUUAAGAACAGAGGUCAAACACCAUACAAGUUGAUCAAAAUUCCUGGAGGAAAUCUAUUGCUGACAGAAAUGGGAAUGGGAACUCCACCUGCGAGUGCAUGGUUUCCGAGGACCAUUAUAGGCAAGAGUGGAGCGUGCUUGGUGAUUGUUGAGCGGAAUGCUCAGAGCGCUGAUUUGGGAGUGCAGCAGAGAGAGAAGAGCAAGUUGCAAGUGAUCCUUCACAUACAUGAAGCUGACAGAACCUAUCCUCAGAUCAUUGUGCUUCAUUUGCAGAACAGCUGGGUGUUCAUGACUCAUCAUGUCCCACUCACAUUCGACAGAUUCUUUACGGUAAGCAACAUCCAAUUAAAUACUGGAAUAUUCGACUGA